AUGUGGAUUUGGGAUUGGUUCCAAGACGUAUUGGCCUCGCUUGGCCUCUGGAAUAAGCACGCCAAAUUGUUGUUUCUUGGUCUAGAUAAUGCCGGUAAAACCACUUUAUUGCAUAUGUUAAAAAAUGAUAGAAUGGCCACUCUACAGCCUACUUUACACCCUACAUCAGAGGAACUCUCUAUAGGAAAUGUUAGAUUUACCACCUUUGAUCUUGGUGGUCACCAACAGGCUAGAAGGUUGUGGAAGGACUAUUUUCCUGAGGUUAAUGCCAUUGUUUAUUUGGUGGAUGCUGCAGAUUCCGAGAGACUCGAAGAGUCAAAGACUGAAUUGGAUGCGUUAUUCGCUAUGGACGAGUUGGCCAAGGUUCCUUUCUUGAUUUUAGGAAACAAGAUUGACUCUCCAAAGGCCGUCAGUGAGAAUGAAUUGAGGCACUUUCUUGGCUUGUACAACACAACUGGUAAAGGUAAGGUCCCUUUGAAUGAUGUCAGACCUGUCGAAGUGUUUAUGUGCUCCAUCCUUUUGAGACAAGGUUACGCUGAAGGUUUCAGAUGGUUGUCCCAGUAUAUCUGA
Brettanomyces nanus is the source of this 570-nucleotide messenger RNA. It is a transcript of the gene SAR1, whose product is annotated as COPII coat GTPase. Gene Ontology annotation, cellular component: endoplasmic reticulum exit site; COPII vesicle coat. Lineage: Eukaryota; Fungi; Ascomycota; Pichiomycetes; Pichiales; Pichiaceae. Gene Ontology annotation, molecular function: GTPase activity; GTP binding. The transcript has 2 exons. Bases 1 to 570 code for a protein of 189 amino acids. Gene Ontology annotation, biological process: endoplasmic reticulum to Golgi vesicle-mediated transport; intracellular protein transport; membrane organization. The record is from RefSeq and is a predicted model, not a curated record.